ACACUAAAGUGAUCCAUUACUAUGAUGUGUGGCAUGUAGCCAAAGGUUUAAAGAAAAAGCUUGUUUCCCUUUCCAAUAAGAAAGGUUUUGAACUGGUUGGAAAGUGGGUAAAAAGCAUUACAAACCAUUUGUACUGGGUAGCAAAAUCAAGCAAUGGAGAUGGAGACUUAGCUACAGCCAAGUGGGAUUCCCUUAUGAGUCAUCUACAGAACAUCCACAAACAUCAAAACACAAAGUUUAAAAAAUGUACACAUAAAAAGAUUAAAAGACAGUGGUUUAAACCAGGUGCUGAAGACACAGUUAAACUAUCUGAAAUUAUUGAAAGCACUAGAAUGCGAAACAAGGUGGCCAAAUUGUCUCCACUGGGGCAAACAUCCUCACUAGAAGGGUAUCACAGUAUUGUAAAUCAGUUUUGUCCGAAAAUGAUCCAUUUCUCAUACAACGUUAUGUAUGCAAGAAUUAGACUGGCUGCUCUUCACUUCAAUGAAAACACUGGACGGCCAACUAAAAGAAAUAAGGAAGGGCAUGAAGAGUACUCUAUUAAGUUCCCUAAAGCUAAGAAAGGUGGCCAUACUGUGGUUGCUAUACCAAUAAAUUGUACUUAUGCCUAUGUUGAAAAUGCAUUUGAGGAACUCUUUUCUGUACUUGGAAAAAAUAGUGACGAGCAAGAUCUCAAUAAUGUCCCACCAGAGCCAAUGUGCAGUAAGAUGAGCAGACCAGUAAAGGAAGAAGCGGUUAAGGCACAUACAACACGAUACUGAUAGCAUCUUACCAGAAAUAAAGUCAUCAGUAACUUAA
Messenger RNA from Exaiptasia diaphana, 798 nucleotides. RefSeq lists its product as uncharacterized. Bases 195 to 761 code for a protein of 188 amino acids. The transcript has 6 exons. The record is from RefSeq and is a predicted model, not a curated record. NCBI's taxonomy places the organism in Eukaryota, Metazoa, Cnidaria, Anthozoa, Actiniaria, Aiptasiidae.